Molecule: messenger RNA, 3437 nt
Organism: Tarenaya hassleriana
Lineage: Eukaryota; Viridiplantae; Streptophyta; Magnoliopsida; Brassicales; Cleomaceae
Product: putative calcium-transporting ATPase 11, plasma membrane-type
Exons: 8
Coding region: 103-3198 (1031 amino acids)
Biological process (GO): calcium ion transmembrane transport
Cellular component (GO): membrane; intracellular membrane-bounded organelle
Molecular function (GO): calmodulin binding; P-type calcium transporter activity; ATP hydrolysis activity
Source: RefSeq, a predicted model, not a curated record
AAACCAAACCAGAGCAAAGGAGGCAGGCUCAGUCUUCCGGCCUUCACCCCAGCUAACAUUUCCCACGGAGAGAGAGAGAGAGAGAGAUAGGGAGCGCGGGAGAUGUCGAAUCUGCUGAAGGAUUUCGAUGUGGACCACAAGAAUCCGUCGCUCGAGGCGCGGCGGAGAUGGAGGUCAUCCGUCUCCAUCGUCAAGAACCGAGCUCGUCGCUUCCGUAAUAUCCCCGAUCUCGAUAAGCGCGCCGAGUUCGAGAAGAAGAGAAGCCAGAUCCAGGAAAAGAUACGGGUUGCCUUCUAUGUUCAAAAGGCUGCUCUACAGUUCAUUGAUGCUGGUGCUCGGCCUGAGUAUAAGCUCACUGAUGAGGUCAAACAAGCCGGCUUUGGUAUCGAACCAGACGAACUUGCAUCUAUUGUUCGCAAUCAUGACACCAAGAGCUUGACUAGCAAUGGAGGUGUCGAAGGAAUUGCGGAGAGAGUGUCUGUAUCUCUCACUGAAGGCGUCCGCUCGAGUGAUCUAUCCAGCAGGCAAAAAAUCUAUGGAGAAAAUCGUUUUGCAGAGAAACCGGCUAGGUCAUUUCUAAUGUUUGUUUGGGAGGCGCUUCAAGACAUAACACUUAUCAUUCUUAUGGUAUGCGCUGCAGUAUCAAUAGGAGUGGGAGUUGCCACCGAAGGAUUUCCAAAGGGCAUGUAUGAUGGGAUGGGGAUAUUUCUAAGUAUAAUCUUGGUGGUCAUGGUUACUGCUAUCAGUGACUACAAACAAUCUUUGCAAUUCAGAGAUUUGGACAGGGAGAAGAAGAAGAUUAUUAUUCAGGUCACCAGGGACGGGCAUAGACAAGAAGUCUCCAUUGAUGACUUGGUUGUCGGAGAUGUGGUUCAUUUAUCUAUCGGAGAUCGAGUUCCUGCUGAUGGGAUCUUCAUUUCUGGAUACAACUUGGAGAUAGACGAAUCAAGCUUAUCAGGGGAGAGUGAGCCAUCACACGUGAAUAAAGUUAAGCCCUUUUUGCUUUCGGGAACCAAAGUUCAAAAUGGUUCUGCAAAGAUGCUGGUGACAACUGUGGGUAUGAGAACCGAGUGGGGAAAGUUGAUGGAAACCUUAAGCGAGGGUGGAGAAGACGAGACCCCUCUGCAAGUGAAGCUAAAUGGAGUUGCCACUAUCAUCGGUAAAAUUGGUUUAAGCUUUGCAGUGCUUACCUUUGUGGUUCUGUGUGUAAGGUUUGUAGUGCAGAAAGCCAGAGAAGGUGACUUGAUGAAAUGGUCAUCAGAAGAUGCGUUGACUCUACUCGAUUACUUUGCAAUUGCUGUAACUAUUAUCGUUGUGGCUGUACCCGAGGGCUUACCAUUGGCCGUGACAUUGAGUCUGGCAUUUGCUAUGAAGAAGUUGAUGAGUGACAGGGCACUUGUGAGGCAUCUGGCUGCCUGUGAGACAAUGGGUUCUGCUACUUGCAUCUGCACCGAUAAGACGGGGACAUUAACCACUAACCACAUGGUUGUCAACAAAGUUUGGGUAUGCGAAAAUAUUCAGGCAAGGCAGGAAGCUUCCGGAAAUGUCUUUGAGUUGGAACUAUCUGAACAAGUUCAGUGCGUCCUCUUGCAGGCCAUAUUUCAGAACACUGGUUCUGAAGUUGUUACGGAUAAGGAGGGAAACACUCAAAUCCUAGGAUCGCCAACAGAAAGAGCAAUACUAGAAUUUGGUUUGCUUUUGGGCGGUGACUUUCACUCGCAACGAAGGGAACAUAAGAUACUUAAGAUCGAGCCUUUUAACUCGGACAAGAAGAAAAUGUCUGUUCUUACAGCUCCUCCCGAAGGCGGUGUACGAGCUUUCUGCAAAGGUGCAUCAGAAAUAGUAUUAAGAAUGUGUGAGAAGGUUGUGGAUUCGAGUGGAGAGCCUAUCCCGCUAUCCGAAGAACAAGUUAGGAAAAUCUCUGGUGUCAUAGAGGGAUUUGCCUCGGAGGCUCUGAGGACUCUCUGCUUGGCUUACAAAGAUCUAGACGAAGCUCCAAGUGGGGAUAUCCCUGAAGGUGGCUACACACUGGUUGCAAUCGUCGGGAUCAAGGACCCAGUUCGUCCGGGUGUGAGGGAAGCAGUUCAGACCUGUCAGGCUGCUGGAAUCACGGUUCGUAUGGUGACUGGUGACAACAUAAGCACGGCAAAAGCAAUUGCAAAAGAAUGUGGCAUACUUACCGAGGGUGGUUUAGCCAUGGAAGGUUCAGAGUUCCGGAAUUUGCCUCCUCACGAAAUGAGGGCCAUUGUACCGAAAAUUCAGGUGAUGGCUCGAUCCUUGCCACUGGACAAACAUACUUUGGUAAACAACUUGAGGAAAAUCGGAGAGGUUGUUGCCGUGACUGGUGAUGGGACAAAUGAUGCGCCUGCAUUGCACGAGGCAGAUAUCGGGCUUGCAAUGGGCAUAGCUGGAACAGAGGUCGCGAAAGAGAAUGCAGAUGUUAUCAUAAUGGACGAUAACUUCACGACGAUAGUUAACGUUGCCAGAUGGGGACGUGCAGUGUACAUAAACAUUCAGAAGUUUGUGCAGUUCCAGCUGACCGUCAACGUCGUGGCUCUGAUCAUCAACUUCGUCUCUGCUUGCAUCACAGGAUCUGCCCCUCUCACGGCGGUGCAGCUUCUAUGGGUCAACAUGAUAAUGGACACUCUCGGGGCACUGGCUCUUGCCACGGAACCGCCGAACGAUGGAUUGAUGAAGCGUCCUCCGAUAGCCAGAACAGCGAGCUUCAUCACCAAGGCGAUGUGGAGAAACAUCAUCGGUCAGGGCAUCUAUCAGAUGAUUAUCCUCGGCGUCCUAAACUUUUCAGGCAAGAAGCUUCUCAAACUCGACGGCCCAGAUUCCACAGCCGUCCUCAACACCGUUAUCUUCAACUCCUUCGUCUUUUGCCAGGUGUUCAAUGAGGUAAACAGCCGGGAAAUAGAGAAGAUAAACGUGUUCAAAGGGAUGUUUAAAAGCUGGGUGUUCACAGGAGUAAUGGCCGCAACUGUAACGUUCCAAGUGAUCAUAGUGGAGUUGCUGGGGACAUUUGCAAGCACAGUUCCUCUAAGCUGGGAGCUGUGGUUGCUCUGUGUCUUGCUCGGAGCCUUCAGCAUGGUCGUAGCCGUCUUCCUCAAACUCAUCCCGGUCGACUCCAACCGCCGUCCCAGCCGCAGCCACGACGGCUACGAGCCACUCCCCUCAGGCCCCCCCUCCGCUUAAUAACCAACGGUCCCGUAUAAUAAAAUUUUUGUUAUCCGACCAGCGAUCACGUGACAUGUAAAGCAGGAUCUAACACGGGCAUACGUUUACGUUGUCUUUUUCAUUUUGGGGUGUGGAUUUGGUUUAAUUUUGAGACUUGUUGCGAAUUAUGCACGUAAUAUUUUUUUUUUAAUUUCUUCACUAACUCAUGAAAUUGUAAACGUUUGUGUUCUUUUUUUCCCACAUCGUUUUCGUUCCUA